AUGGGAGAAGAAUUUAAUGAAGAUGAUGCUUUGAAAAAAAAAGCACACAGAACUCCAUUAUCCGGGCGGAAAGCCGAAAAGAAAAAAGCCAAAAAUAAACAUGUUCAAGAAUUAACUGAUCGGCAAAGAAAUCCAAAAGCUUUCGCUUUUAAAAGUGCUGUUCAAGCCGAAAGAAAAUUUCGUAGGAAACAAGAUUUAGAUACUAAAAAACAACACAUACCUGUUGUUGAUCGUAACCCAGUUGAACCUCCGCCUUUUGUGGUGGUGGUUGUUGGCCCUCCAAAAGUUGGUAAAACAACUCUUAUACAAAAUUUGAUAAAGCAUUUUACUAAGCAACCAUUAACAGUAAUCAAGGGACCAGUUACAUUAGUGAUAGGUAAAAAAUUAAGGAUCACACUCAUAGAAUGUAACAAUGAUAUAAAUUCCAUGAUUGAUCUUGCAAAAGUAGCCGAUUUAGUUUUGCUACUCGUUGAUGCCUCAUUCGGGUUCGAAAUGGAAAUAUUUGAAUUUUUAAACAUAUGUCAGAUACAUGGAAUGCCUAAAAUUCUCGGUGUUUUAACUCAUUUAGAUUUACUCAAGAAUAAUAAACAAUUAAAAAAAACUAAAAAAACAUUAAAGCAUAGAUUUUGGACGGAAGUUUAUGCCGGAGCAAAGUUAUUUUAUCUUUCUGGAAUAAUACACGGGGAAUAUCUUAAAAACGAUAUAAGAAAUUUAGGAAGAUUUAUAUCUGUAAUUAAACUUAGACCUUUAGUUUGGAGAACUACUCAUCCUUAUGUUUUAGUUGAUAGAUUAGAAGAUAUAACAGAUCCUGAAAACAUUAGGCAAAAUUCUAAAUGUGAUAGAAAUAUUUGUUUGUAUGGAUUUGCUCGAGGGGUGGCUCUCAACAGGGAAAAUAGUGUUCAUAUUCCCGGAUAUGGAGAUUCAAAAAUUAAAAAUAUAAAUUUUCUACCAGACCCUUGCCCUUUGCCAGAAAGAAAAAAGAGAUCAUUGUUAGAAAGAGAAAAAACAAUAUAUGCACCCUUUUCCGGCGUGGGUGGCGUAGUGUAUGAUAAAGAUGCAGUUUAUGUCGAAUUGGCUGGAAGUCAUAGUUUCAAGGACAGAGAUAACGAAGGAACAGAAUUAGUCAGUUCCAUGCUCACGAUGCAAGACGCCAUCGAUUUAAAAAGGGAAAGAUCCGAAAUGAAAAUAUUUUCAAAUUCUAAACCGAUUUCGGCUCAAGAGUUUAAAGAUGACGGAAGGUUUACCGAUACAAAUUUAAUCGAAGAAAAAAAUGAAAAUCUUAUCUCGAUAAAUCAAAACAAUGGUAAAAAAGAAAUGACGGACUCUGAAGACAGUGAGAGUGAGAAAGAGGAUGAAAAUGAAAAAGGGUUGGCGAAAAGUUUUGUCGAAGAAAAUGUAGAAUGCGAUGGAAGAAUUCGACGAAAAGUUGUGUUUAAUAACGAAUUAAAUUUAAAUGAUGUGAAUGACAUGGAAUCUGACGAUGAAUCAGACGAUGAAGACUCAGAUAAUAAUAAUAAUAAUAAUUCUAUUGAAAAUGUUAAAAAUGAAGAUUCCGCGAAUAGUCAUUUACAAGGAGAAAAUCCGAUCAAAGCAAAAAUAGAAAAUGCUUUAAAUAAUUUGAAAAAUGUUGUUCGUUACGAUUCGGACGAUGAUUCGUCUGGAAUAGAUAGUGAAUCUGGAUUUAGUACGGACGAAGAAGAAAAUGUUAACGGAGAGAAUGAAAAAAAUGAUAUUAAAAAAAGAAAAAUAAUUAAUUCGGAAAGUCACGACGAGUUAGAAACGAAAAAACCAAAACUGACGGAGGAAGAAGAAGAAAUUUGUGAUUUUGAAACAUCCGCGGUAAGAUGGAAAGAAAAUUUGGCUCAAAAAGCAUCGGAUGCUUUCUUAUCGAGACAAAACAAUUCUCAAAAUCUCUACAAAUUAGUCUACGGAGGAAUGAAAAAAAUGCUUGACGGCUACGCAAAUAAUGAAGAGAUGAUGGAAGAAGAAAAAGACGAAAUCGGUGGAAUAUUUCAUAAAGUGAGUGAAAAACAACGACGGAAAAUGACUGAAAAAGAUGAAUUGGACGAAUACGACAGCAGCCUGUUUAUACCCUCUUAUGUAAGAGAUUGGACAUCCGAUGAGGUGAAAGUGUUGAUAAAAGACUGCUUCGUGACGGGAAAGUGGAAAAAAUCAGAAGAUGCUGAGGAACUUUUAAAACUGGACGAUUUGUCAUCGGACGAUGCUUUUGGAGAUUUCGAAGAUUUAGAAACGGGUGAAAAACACGAAGUUGAAAAACCGAACGAAGACAAAAAAGAAACUCUCAUUGAAAAAAAGAAAAAAUUGAAAAAAAAAUUCGAUGCCGAAUAUGACGACAAGGAAGAAUAUUCUUAUUACGAUGAUUUAAAAGCACAAAUGGAUCAGCAGGCCCAGAUUAAUAAGUCAGAAUUUGAUGGAUUAGCAGACGAUUUGAGAGUUGAAUUGGAGGGUUACAGACCGGGAAUGUACAUAAGAAUCGAAUUGGGAAACGUGCCUUGCGAAUUUGUACAAAAUUUUGAUCCGACUUAUCCAUUGAUUGUCGGAGGAUUAUUACCCAUAGAGGAAAAUAUCGGUUAUAUUCAGGUUAGGUUAAAAAAACACAGAUGGUACGGGAAAAUUUUAAAGACUAAAGAUCCUUUGAUCGUUUCUUUAGGUUGGAGACGAUUUCAAACUUUAUUGGUUUACAGCAAGCUCGAAGAUAACAUGAGACAAAGAAUGCUCAAAUACACGCCUGAACACGUGUCUUGCAUGGGACAUUUUUUCGGUCCCAUCACACCUCAGGGUACCGGAUUUUUAGCAAUUCAAGAUGUUGCCAACAGAACGCCUGGUUUUAGGAUAGCUUGCACUGGGGCCGUAGUGGAAAUAGACAAAUCCGUUUCCGUCGUUAAAAAACUUAAAUUGGUCGGAACUCCAUUGAAAAUUUACAAUAAAACGGCUUUCAUACAGGGAAUGUUUAACACCGUUUUAGAAGUCGGAAAAUUCGAAGGUGCUAAAAUUCGAACCGUUUCCGGUAUCAGGGGUCAAAUAAAAAAAGCCGUCGGCAAACCGGAAGGAGUUUUCCGUGCGACAUUCGAAGACAAAAUCAAACUUAGCGACAUUGUUUUCUGCAGAACGUGGUAUUCCGUUGACGUACCUAAAUUUUACAAUCCGAUGACGACGUUGCUUUUGCCACCCGAGAGGAAAACUAACUGGGAGGGAAUGAAAACUCUCGGACAAUUGAAACGAGAAAGAAAUAUUAAAAACGAAAUACAAAAUGAUUGCCUGUACACUCCCAUCGUUAGAAAGGAGAAAAGGUUCAAACCUUUGAGAAUACCCGCAUCUUUGCAAAAAGCACUCCCGUAUAAAGACAAACCAAAGACUGCUGUUGUAAAAAGUAAAAAGAACAAUGAACCGGAAAGAGUUGCCGUAAUUAAAGAACCACAAGAACAAAAGGUGUCGGAAUUAAUGAGAAUGUUAAAAACGAAUUUUCAACAUAAGAAAAAAAUGGAAAGGAAAGCCAUGGCGGAAAGGGUUAAAAAACACGAAAAGGUGAUGAAAGGGGAAGAAAUGAAAAGGUUUAAAAGGCAAAAAGAAUUGAAGAAAAAAGUUUUCAGAACUUUGGAUCUAAUGGAAAGAGAUAAAAAGAAAAAAAAUUAA
Messenger RNA from Pediculus humanus corporis (human body louse), 3654 nucleotides. RefSeq names its product ribosome biogenesis protein bms1, putative. Gene Ontology annotation, cellular component: nucleus; 90S preribosome. Gene Ontology annotation, biological process: endonucleolytic cleavage of tricistronic rRNA transcript (SSU-rRNA, 5.8S rRNA, LSU-rRNA); ribosome biogenesis; maturation of SSU-rRNA from tricistronic rRNA transcript (SSU-rRNA, 5.8S rRNA, LSU-rRNA). The record is from RefSeq and is a predicted model, not a curated record. The coding region runs from base 1 to 3654 and encodes 1217 amino acids. NCBI's taxonomy places the organism in Eukaryota, Metazoa, Arthropoda, Insecta, Psocodea, Pediculidae. The transcript has 14 exons. Gene Ontology annotation, molecular function: GTP binding; GTPase activity; U3 snoRNA binding.